Molecule: messenger RNA, 168 nt
Organism: Durusdinium trenchii
Lineage: Eukaryota; Dinophyceae; Suessiales; Symbiodiniaceae
Source: the annotation of a GenBank genome assembly
AUGAGUGCGACGACUCCUUACAGCUGCUGCAAGAGCCCAACCUUACACAGGCCAAAAAGCGCUUCCCAGCAAAGUCUUUGGGCGGUGCCUACAUGUCCAACAAGGAGUCCAAGCUCUUUCGGUGGACGCCGACCAACACAAAGCUUUGGCAGAUCAAACAGGCGUUGA